AUGGACAAAGAUUGCGACAUGGUAUAUAAGAAUGUUUCUGACAUAUAUAAAUCUGAAGAAUUUAAGACCUACGACAACUUUGUUUCGUUAGUUGCUGAAUGUGUAUGGCAGAUAAGAGAUAAAGAUAGAAGAGGCAAAGUAUGGAACGAACAAAUAAGACCCGCUAUGUUUGAGAUGAAGAGAGCAAUUGACGCCUUAGUUGUUUUAGCAGGUAAGAUUUCAGAAUAUAACGCAAAAAUGAACCCGCAAUGUUCAAAAUGUAAAGCGGCAAUUAGGAAAUAUAACUACUCCGUCAAAGAGAUAGAACGUAUGAGAAACGACUAUGCAGACUUAAAGAAAGAAGCAGAGAAACCAGCAGAAGAUAAAAUGGACAUGUUAGAAUUUGAACAAAAACUAUCCAACAGCAGAAGAUUUCCUUCUAUCUGA
This is a messenger RNA of Trichomonas vaginalis G3, 426 nucleotides long. RefSeq names its product organellar and viral DNA polymerase type B. The transcript has a single exon. NCBI's taxonomy places the organism in Eukaryota, Parabasalia, Trichomonadida, Trichomonadidae. The record is from RefSeq and is a predicted model, not a curated record. Bases 1 to 426 code for a protein of 141 amino acids.